This is a messenger RNA of Xyrichtys novacula (pearly razorfish), 13151 nucleotides long. NCBI's taxonomy places the organism in Eukaryota, Metazoa, Chordata, Actinopteri, Labriformes, Labridae. The record is from the annotation of a GenBank genome assembly.
CAGGAAGCAGAGUGACAGGCUGUAAACAUGGGAACCACGGAGAGCUCGUCCCGUCUCGUAGAGCUGAAGUUUGCCGCACAUUAAUGAGAGCAGAGGGGCAGAGGAGAGAAAGAGGGGCACGUCAGUGAGGAACAUCACGGCAGUCCACGGGGAGGUAGGUCAGCUACAAACCAAGUCAGACUCUGAAUGGGAGGCUGUUUAUCGAUCCUUUACAGUCUUCGUUCUGAUCAGAAUUGUUGCGGAAAAGACGCGAGACCGAAGCAUCCUCUUAUCAGUAAAACUUGUGACUCUGUCACAUGUUGCAAUAAAACAGUUUAAGCUAAACUGGUUUUAAAAAAAACUUCUUGUGAUUGUACUGAACUUUUAGGAAUGGUUAUUAGUUGCCUCAUAUCUGUCUGUCGAAGUUAUCCAUGUAGUUUUGAGACAUACGCUAGUAGUGUGACCGUGAUUUAUUGUGACACACUAGAGUCUCACUGGAAAAACAAACUCAUACUUUUCAUGGGUGUUGUUAAAGUGACAGAUCUAGUUUUAACUAUGCCACAAUUCACCUGUUGAAAGAGUCAGUCAGUAUUUCCUGACACAAAAGUGAAGUGGUCGGAGCCUGUAGUGGAAGUAAGCCAUGUUUAGAUAAAUGUCUAUCCUUUUUUUUACACUGAAACUAAUUUUCAUGCAUCCUUGGGUUUUCUCCUCUGAGUAUCUGACUUCCUUCCACAGUACAAAGACAUCUUUGUCAGGUUAACUGGUCACUCUAAAUUGCCACUGACGGACUGGUGACCUGUCCGAGGUGGAGGGGAGAGUGGGGUAAGUUGAGCCAAAGGGCAAGUUGAGCCACCCUCUGUUGCUUUGAAAUGGUAAAAGAAAUUGAUCAUGUGACCAAAUAUUUAGGAGAUGGUCAUCAAUUCAUGGGGUCUGUGAAGGUUAGAAGCACAUGAGUGAAGGGGUUAUUUAUUUAAAAAAAAAACAUUUUUCACUCUUGAAAGUGAAUUUAGUCUGUGAUAAGUUUUAUUAGAAUUGUGUUCAGACCAAAAAAGAUCAUUUUAAAUUUGCGGUAUCUAUGAACUACAACAUGAGGUCAAAAACCUAGCAUCAAAGUCCCCCAUUUUAGCUUAGAGGACUAAUAAAGUCAUAAUAGUAGUUCUGGGGUAAGUUGAGCCAGUGGCUAAACUGAGAAAGUUAAGAAAUCUGAUAAGAGGAUCAGAGUUUCAGAUCAGAUUGUUGAAAUGUGAUACUUUCCUUUUCAUUUUCAUUCUCAUGUUAAAAUAGCUUUAUACCAGCACCAGCUCUGAGGGGUCUUUGCUGUUUUAUCUGUAGGUCAAGUGUGUGUUUUCCAGAUAAAAACGUAGCAUGAAAGUUCCCCAUUUUAGCUUAGAGGACUAAUACAGUCACAAUAGUAGUUCUAGGCUAACUGAGAAAGUAAAGAAGUCUGAUAAGAGGAUCAGAGUUUCAGUUCAGAUUGUUGAAAUGUUUGACUUUUUCUUUCCAAAAAUACAGCUGUGAAUGUUCUGAAUCACUUCAAGACAUUCUCGUGUUAAAAUAGCUUUUUACAAAACAGCUUUUUAUCAGUUAUAUGCAAUAAUAAUAAAAAGAAUUAUUGUACCAGUUGAAUAGCGUAUAAUAGAUAAAAAUUCACAUGAAUAUGAAGAAGUGACUGUUAUUUAGGGAGAGAGAAGGUGAGGGAGGGCUGGGGUGGAGAGUGGGGGGGUUGUAGGGAUACGGCUCAACUUACCCCGCUCCUAUGGUCAACUUACCCCAUACACGGGGUAAGUUGAACAUAGGAGACCACUUUUUUUGGCAUGUUUUAUUAUCAAGACAGUUAUGUUUACACUCAUUCUGUUGGUUUGCAGGGAUGCACAACGUAUUGAAUUAUAUGCAGAGACACUAGUUAGAGACAAAACUAUGAUUGCCUUGAUGUAGUGAUCUGAAAUAUGAAAAAUGGCUCAUCGUACCCCACACUCCCCUACUCUGCCUGGAUGGGCUCCUUCCCCGUGUGACCCCAGAAGGGUAACAUAAGUGAAUUGAAAUGCAGCUUAGUUAAAUAAAUGUAAAAAAAAGAAAAUUAUAAGUACACAAUGAGAUAAAAUCUCUGAUGCAGAAGAAAAAUUCUGGCUGGCUGUAGCGAAACUCCUGGUGUUCAUCUUAUGGGAAGUGGGCUGCUAUGACUGUUUGCUUAUUGGACACACCAGCUGAAGUUGUGAAGUUUUAUUCUGCUUUGUUGCCUCUCCCAUUUUUCACAGUUCUCUCUGUGGCUGUGAUCCUGCAGGUGUAAGUUGACCCUUGGCCCGGUUCUGCUGUUCUAGCUGGAUCCUGCUCUGCUGUCGGGGAUGGCCAACCAUCUGCCUCCUGUCCUUCUGGAGGCCUGUGUGGUAGUCGGGGCAUCUAGUGACAAGCUCAGGGAGUUAUGCCAGGUAUUUUCUUUUAAACAAAUUCAAAAGCACCUCUGAUGGUUGUACUGUAAACUGAAAAUGUUGUCAUCAUUAAAUUAUGAACGCGUGUUUGUAGCUUCAGACCCUUUUUUGGAUGAUCAUCUUUGUAUACCUCUGAGAUUACAAUGAAACAGUUGUAACUUUGGAAGCUUUGGCCCAAUUUGUGAGGAAUACCUUUAAAAACCAUCUUGGAUUAAGCUCUUAGGCUCUUCAACUGAUUAAGGAGCAAAAUCCAGUGAUGGUACAAACUUUUACUAAAGACCAAAGGGCAAAACUAAUAUGAGAAAAGAUGUGUGGUUUUGAUUCCUGAGAAACAACAUGAUAAAGAUAUCUCAGGUUGUUUUUAGUUUGAAUUAAAACAAAACCUCCAUACUUUUUUACUUGAUUUCCAAGUGUUUUUUUUUUUUUUUUUUCAAUUUUACCCAGCCUUUUUGUUGCAAAAUAAUACUUAUAUAAUACCCAGCUGGUCCUUUUUUCCAUAUUCUCUUCAGCUCAUUAACAAUCACAGCAGUCCAGAGCAUUUAGUGUUGGAGCCGGAGGUGCUUCGAGUCCUGGUGCCUCCCUUUGUUAGCCGACCACAAGGUGAGAAUGAAGCAUUGAAGCCACAUGGGAAGUUCAGGCGCUCCAUUGUCAGAAGAAAGAGGGACAAACCUUCAGCUGCAGGAACUCCCAACUUAGGUAGCUACCUGUCCGACUGAUUUAUUUCUUUACACAUGUGCCAAACCAAACAGAUCUUUGAAUAGAAAGUUCAAAAUGUUGUAUUUUGCAGGGUUUCUAAACGGUCUUUUGAAUUUCACUCAUAUGUUCCUCACUGAGCUGUUAACAUUAAAAAAGUAUAUUGUAUUUACUGUCAUUGUAACUCCAGGGGGUGAAGAUUUAAGUGUUCCUAGGGACAUUGACCUCAUGGCUCUACCUCAUCUUUGCUUUCCAGGUAUUUGAUAUAACCCGACACACAUACAAACAUAUAAGUCAUGUAAAACUCUCUUGUAAACGGCCACAUGUACACUAUACAUAAACACAUAAAGCUUGACAAGUAUCAUGUUGUUGUUUUGUUUUUACAAAAAGUCAUUCUUGAAAUAUAAUUGUAAAAUGUAAGUUGCAGAAUUUCACAUCUACAUGCGCAUCAAAAUGCUCUGUUUUAAUUUCUUUUUACCAGGUGGGCUACAAGUAACCAGCAACCAGGUGGAUGAACAAUUUCACUUUUUGGUUUUCACUGAUGUCCUUGGCAACAAGACUCAUGGAGUUGUACUGCAGUGUUCCAAAGCAGUAAUGGUACAGUUUGGCACAUGUGUUACUUUACACAUUUUCAUACAGUUCAAUGAAACGUUAGCUCAAUUUUACUGCUACAACCCGAUCAUAAGAUGUUACUGGAGCGACAGAGGCCAUAAUAGUUUGCAACUAAUCCAAUCAGCAUGUUUUGUAAAUCAGCAAAAAUCUAAAAUGUAAACAAUUGAAUGUGAUUUGUGUGAUUUUUACAGGAGGGGACGUCUGGCUUGCACAACAGCGUGGGGUCCUCUAAGUUCUCUAAGCUUUUCUCUGCUUACAGUGUCUGUGUCAUAUCCAAGUACCCUUACUUCACUGCACUCAAAGACUGUCUGUCAUGGUGAGAAACAGAGCGACUUUAAGUACUUGGCUUUUGAAUUCAUUCUUUAAAUCCUAUAAAAACAACCCCUCCAGCCAUAUUUUCUGUUUAUGUAAAUGCUAAAGGGAACUUGUUAGCAUGUCUUUGACCUUAUUUUAUCUUUUUUGCAAGAGUUACCUCAAAAAAAAAAAUAAAUCAGAAAAUAUGUAUAAAUGUUUUGCAGGGAUUAUUGUUCUUAUUUAGAGUUUGCAGUGAUUCAUCAUGUUAAUAAUAUGUCUUUUAAUCUCUCAUGUCUGUUUUUGUUCCACUUCAGUCUGUUAAUCCAGCUGAGAACUUGUCGUUUAUCAGACAUGGAGGAGAGAGUCAAGGAGUUUGCAGCUAGACUGGCACUGGUGCCCAUCCCUCCUCCUGGACCUUUACAUUUGGUGUGUGUGUGUUGUACAUGUGUUUAAUGAUAAGACCCUAACUCAAACUUUGCACCUGUCAGUACUUCUCCAAAGAUGUGAACACUUAUGAAACCUUGUGAAAUUACAAAUUUGAUAGACACACAGUAUUAGUUGUAACAGCAGCUGUAAACCUGAGUAUGUGUGCACAUGUAAUCCUGCCAUUUCCAUGUAUCAUUUAUCUGUAACAGCACCUUAACUCUAACAUUCUAUGUUUUAGACCUUUACGUUGCGUCCUCUCACCAUUGUGUUACCAUCAAGAGAAGACAAAGAUCACCCUGUCAUAGAUUUAGACCUCCAUCUGCCUUUCCUCUGCUUCAGGCCACGCCAGCUCUUGCAGGUAUCACACACACACACACCUGUUGUUCGAAUGUUUAUGGACAGUGGAGGCUCAUACUAGCCCUCAAAACUGUUUUCUUGUCUUCUUUUGGUAUCUGUCUCUGUAGGUGCUGUCUAGUCUCCUGCAGGAACAACAGGUGGUGCUGUUUUCUUCUGACUGGGCCAGGCUUACACUGGUCGCAGAGAGCUUGUUGCUUUUUCUUCAGGUAAGCAUACAGUACCUGAAAAGGGAACAACAGUGUUAUUUUAUUGAAUUUUACUCUGAAAUUGUAUUAAUUGAUAUCAAACCAAUAAGGUUUUGUUGUGGCCACAGUUAAAUGAGAGACUUAAAAGUCUAAACGUAAAACAUUAUAUGGUCAAGGGCAGUUUUACAAGAUUUUCCAAGCAUUCCUCCAUCUGUCCAUCAAUUUAACUGUAAUUUAUCUCCCCUCAUAUUUCUUCCAGCCUCUUUCAUGGCAGCAGCCGUAUGUUCCUGUCUUGUCUAGAGGCAUGCUGGACUUCCUCAUGGCUCCGACUGCCUUCCUCAUGGGCUGUCAUCUCAGCCACUUUCCAGAAGUUGCUGCUGUGAGUGCACGUCCAGCCUAAAAGAUCAAAAUGAAAGUAGAGGACAAGUUUUGCUAUUUAACUUUAAGCAGAAGUGAAAGAGUUUUCUCUGCAUCUUAAUACAUGUUGAAGCCUGCGGUAGAAUUUCCAAGUUUAAGUCUCUGAUCAUUUUGCAUGCUUUGAAAGAAUAAUUUUCACUUUCUGUUGUCCUGCUCACAGUCGUUGCCCGACAUCUUGAAUAAUAUCAUAUCUUGCAUACUCGCUGCACCUUUACCUUUCUUUCCACAUAGGAAACAGAUGAUCUGAUCCUCAUCAACAUCGACAGUGGAAGUGUUUCUACUUCUCACUCUGAGACCCUUGGUCUCCCAGAGAUCCCCCAGGCUGCUGCAGAGUGUUUCACUCAGAGGUGAUUCAGUAACAUAUGGUAUAAAAUAUGUAUCAUACAUAACAUGUAUAUCAGUUAGUAAUUUCUUGAAUGUGUCUAUGUCUUGCAGGUGUCAGUCCCUGCAAAUACAUUUUGACAUGUAUCAGUGCAGCCACACAAGCAGCACAGACAUCAGUGAGCAGAGAGCACAGAGAAGAGCAUGGCAACUCAACCUUAACCAAGAUAUCCAGAGGAUCACACUAGAACUGAUUGUCAACAUAUUCAGGUUGUAUUUUGCUUAAUAGGUAUUUAAUGAGAUGAUCAUAUAAUAAACCAGCAUUAAAUUUACAUUAAUAACAGGGAUGUUAGCGGUCAUCUGAACUAUGAGCAUCGAGUAUUCAACAGUCAAGAGUUCCUGAAAACCAGAGAACCAUCUGACCAGCUGUUUUAUAAGACGGUAAAAACUCAUUUAAAAUACAAAACAAGUGACACAUUUUUUGCUGUAUUUUUUUACAUCUAUGAAGGAAAAUAGCUAUUUUGACAUGGAUCUUUGUGAUGCAGGUGUUGGACACCCACAUAUUUCAUUUCUUCCUCAAAGAUCGCCUCAACAGGAAAAUGGACGAUUUUGCUCGAAUGGAGCUCAGCUCUCAUUCAGGGAAGAAGGAGUAAGUUAGUAAACAUGUUUGAAAGAGAACUUAACAUCUAAUAAUGUUCAAAAGCUCUUCAUUUAAUGUCUUAGUCAGCCUCAGGGGGGUUUGAGAAAAUUAGUCAUGAUAUGAUAAGACCAGCACUGCAUAGAUCAAAAAAAAAAAAAGGCCAGUGGUAUGCAACAAAGCAGCCAUGCCAUAUAUAUCUGUAGUCCAGUGGUUUAGCUGAAACAUGAACUUAACAUAGUGAUGUAAUUAAGAAACAAAUACAUUUCUUUGUUUACACCACUAUGAAAAGAAACAAGAUAUAAAGAUGUAAAGAUAUAAUACAAUUUAAAAUACAUACUUUCUUUAUGCUAAUUGAGUCGAGAUGUUCCCUUCACAUUCUCUGAUUCUUCCACAUGUCAAACAGAAUAAAGACCAUGGUUGAAGUCCCACACAGACCCACCAUGCAGGAGCUUCAAGCCCGCAGAAAGAGCUCCGCUUCUGAGGGCAAGCUCAGUAAGAGACUGGGGAUGAGCGAACCUAACCUGAUGGAUGAGCAAACUUCCAAUGGUCACAGGAACACACUGCCAAGCAGGAGCUUCAUGCCUGAACCUGGUGAGACUGGAUGAGGAUUUUCGGUGUGACAGAUGCAAGAUGAUGUGGACAAAAACUAAAAAAAAAAUGACUUUUUUUUCUGUUUUCUAUUCCCUUCUUUUAAUCCUCAUGAUAUCUCACUCUCCCUUAUUCUCCUUCUGUCUUAUCUCUUAGCACUGAGAUCUCCUCCAAAGCCUGUAAAGGUGUUUAAACUCCCAGAAUUUCCAACCCUUCUGUCCUUUCAUGCUACACAGAGUUACUACAGUGAGCUGAUCCAGCAGCUUGGGAAAGCCAUCUUCUCUGCCCAGAAGGAGAAUCCUGCUCUGCUUGCCCGGUAGUCUGCAUUAUUUGUGUGUUAGCAUUUCUGGUCGAUUCUGGUUCAGCUGGUUUCUUUUCUGAUUCAUUACCUUUUAUAUAAAAAUAUCAUUUACCCUCGAUUUUAACCAUUUUUCCUCUGCAGGUUCUACUACCUGCGUGGUUUCAUCAACACAUUGUGUUUGCGGAGGCUGGAUGCCUUAAGUGAUUUCCAAAACCUCUAUAAGACAGACACGGACAUCUUCCCCACGCAGCUGGUCACAUGGCUUAUGGACUCCCUGCACAAAGAUGAGAGACAACAAGUAGACAAAAGACCUGAACUCAAGAGACUCAUCCUCAAGGUCGGUCACUUACACGACUCCAGUCCCUGUAGAAGUAUAGUGGAUGAUGAUGUUAAGUCUGCUUCUGUUCACGAUGAUCUGAAUGACGGAUGCUGUCUUCAUCUGUCAGGUGAAGACAGAGAACGAGAAGCCGCUGGUGCAGCCUGAUGACCAUGUCAAGAAGUUCCAGCUCCCCCAGAAAAAUCUGCAUCAGGAAGAGUUUGUGCGUUGUGUCCAGGAAUGCGGCAUUAUUAAGGACUUAGCAACCAUCCACCGUUUAUUCGAUGCUCUCAGUGACAGUAAGUGAGGACAGGAAUGCUAAUGUGUAUUUCAGAAAUGACUGUUAGAAUUCUUGAUGUGAUUUUUUUUCAUACAGAUCCAUGCAAUAUGAAAAUCUGUAUUUUCUUAUGAGUCAGGAAAAGCACUGAUUAUUCUGUACUGUCUGUAGUCUAAAUCCUCUGAACUUUAAAAAUCCUUCAGGCACUUUUUUCUCAUUCACUUCUUAAAAUCCUUUGAUUAGACGUGAUAUUUCUCAGUGGAUACAGUGAUUACAAUUAGGAUUUAGUCAUGUAUGGAUAAAUGUCAAAAAUCAAAGAGCAAUAAAACAUGGAGAAUGACGAAUCGGAUUUUCAGAUAGUUUGCUAUUUCAUUUCAGUUGAUCAUGAAGAAACAAAGUAGCAGAUCUCCCUGUCUUCAUGUAAACGAUCACAGCAUGUAACCGUACAGAAUUUGUCCCACUGUUGACGUGUCUUUCUGUCGGCCUCCUUGGCCCCUGUUCAUGAUAUAAUAUUUUCUUUCCCAGGUAAUGGGAAAGACCAACCAAAGCAGGUAGACCCUGAACUUUUCAGAAAUUUCUACACCGUCUGGAAGGAGAUGGAGGCUGACGCACAAGAUGUUAACUUGCCCUCUGAGGUUAUAGACCAUCUCUACCACAGCGAGUGUAUCUACAAGGUGUCGUCCUGUAUUAAGACCUCCGACGGUGUUGGAAAACUUGCCAUGACACAGAAACGCCUGCUCUUGCUCACAGAGGGAAAACCAGGAUUUCUAGAAAUUACAAACUUCAGAGACAUACAGGUGAAAGAUAAAGAAUUUUCUUUGAAUUAAAGUUUCUCUGAAGUCUAUAUUACCCUGGAUUUGUGUUCAAGGUAAAUAAUAGUAGGUUACUCUCACGUAUCUGUGCAGGAGGUGAAGAUUUCCACAGCUCCUGUUCUACUUAGUCGUGUUCCAUCCCUGCGUAUCCAGACCUCCAGCAGGCCGAAGGUGUUCGAGGCUAACUUAAAGAUGGAGGCUGAACUCUGGAAUCUUGUGGUGAAAGAGAUGUGGGCCGGACGUAAGAUGGCUGACCAACACAAGGUACAACAAGGUCACAGAUCUGGAAAUUUUGGGCUGAACAUUUCUCAGAAUUUGUCAGUAACAGACAAAACAUUAGUUGUUGUCUUGGCUACUGCUUGAGGAAUAUAUGAAUUUGCUUUGAUAUUUUGAUUUAUCUUUUAUAAACCGUAAAUCAAACAUUAGUAUUAUCUUUCUCUAGGACCCUCAGUAUUUGACUCAAGCCCUGACCAAUGUCCUGCUGAUUGAUGCCGUCGUGGGCUGCCUGCAGACCCAGAGGUCCAUUCUUGCUGCUUCAAAGCUGGCCUACUUUGACAAGAUCAAACAAAGAGGUGUGAGCUCACUCUGGUCCUCUUUUACAACUUUCAUUUCGUCUAAUUUUAAAAAUGAAUACAAUAAUAUAAUUUGAUAAGGACACUCUUGAUGAAGACACCCUAUGAUGUGCUAUAUGCAUUAUUUUUUUUCUCUAACUAGCUCCUAAGAUGGUGUCUGAAACUACCUCAGAGACUCUCAAACACAGGAUCAACCCUUCACUGGGCCUCCCUGAACCUCAGACUGUACAUGUGCUGCUAUACACACCAGGUACUCUGCAGAGAAAGUUACGGUAUUUUCUUUUAAUACCCUGAUUUCACGCAGAAUACCAUGUCUCCUCAUCUUUGUGCAUUUACUGUUCAAACUAUAGAAGUAUCUAUGUAAUGUGUUUAUGAGUAAUCAGUGUCCCUACAAUGAAACCCUGUCUGAGCAGAAAACUUAUCAUGUGCUUUACAUUUUCUGCAAAAAAAGGAACUAUAGACUGUGAGCUUUCCUCUCUGUUUGAGUCUCUGUCUGACUUCAUGGCUGUGUCCCACUUUAUGUUUAUGUCACAAGACACUCGCUGUUAAAUCUUUCAUGUUCGUGCAGGAUUGACUAAAGGUCAGAGUAAGGACAACAAAUAUGAAAAGCUUUAAAGAGACAUGAAGCUUCACUCCACUGGCUGCCCAUACAUUUUAGGGUUCAUUUUGAAAUUCUUUUAUUUGUUUUAAAUCCCUCAAUGGUCUCGCCCCGCUGUACCUCUUUGAGGUUCUACACUUUUAUACUCCUUCCAGGUCUCUCAGGUCAGCCGAUCAGCUGCUUCUGAGAGAGCCUAAAACAAAGCGGAAGCUCAGAGAGGAUCGUGAGUUUGCUGUCGCAGCUCCUAAACUUUGGACUAGCCUGCCUCAGCACAUCAGACAGGCCUCCUCUUUGCCUGUUUUUAAAUCCUGCCUUAAGACGCACCUCCUCUCCUUGGCUUUUAACACCCAGAAGGAGGCUAACUUCAUUUAUAUUAUUUUAUUGAUUUUAUUGAUUGUAUUUGUUUUUAUUUGAUUUUACUGUGUUUAUUUUUACCUUAUCUAUUGUGCUUCCGUUGUGUUAUUUAUUGUAUUUUUAUCUUGCUGUGCAGCACUUUGGAAACCUUGCAUUUGCUUAAAUCAUGCGAUAUAAAUAAAAUGGAUUGGAUUGGAUUGGAUGAAGCAUCUCAGACAGAAGCUGAAGAAAGUUUUCAAAGACAGCAGCCUGAAUUAUGUUGAUCAUAUAAAUCAUGUCAAAGUGCUAAGAAACUAUCAGAGGGGCAACAUAAUGCCAAAAAAAUUAGCAUAUACCGCUUCUUACAUUCAACUGUAAUGGUCCUCUGCUCUGUCACUCUUUUUGUCUUCCUUACUUUCUGCAGGUCAGCUGAAUUGGAGUGACUCCAAGGCUGGGAUGAACCCGAAGCUGUGGGUGGCUCUCAGCGGGGGCAGAGUGGUUGUUUUUGAUGCAGCUAGCUGGUCCAUGCUGCAGGUCUGCAUCCAGGUUGGAGAGUCAAAACUGGUGAGGAGAGACUGUGCAAGAACGUUAGGUGUAUCAUUAAUUUAAAGAGGAAGUUUAUUCAUCACAGUCUGUCAUAAAAGGUUAUAAAGAGCCUUUUGCUGACCCAGAUGUCAUCAUAUAUCACUUCAGGGACACUUUUUUUUUGCUGCUCCAGUUUGAGGUUUUUUUGUGUUGAAUUGCUUUUCAUGAGUCAAACAUUUCAGCUCCUAGCUGGUUGACAAAUUUUGCAUUUGGUUUAUAUAAACAUAAUUCAGCAAAGCCAAAGUUAAGCCUCUUAAAUACAGAUUAUCAGUGUGAUAAUGAGUAAGCAAGUGUUUGUUUUUAUGUCUUUGCUGUUACAGCCAGUGGGAACUGGAAAGUGAAUUAUGUUCAAAUACUAAAUACCGUUUUUAUUAGUAGUUUGUUGUGUUUUUCUGUUUUCUUGUAAGAUUUUCAAGUUUUGAUAAAGAGUUUGAGAUCUUCAAAGGUUCACAAUAAGACAUUUACUGUGUGCACUUUCCAACAAACAGUGAACAGUGCACACUAUACUUGAAUAUAGUAGUUUUGGACCCCGUUAGAGUGCUAUUUCCUUGCUCACAUAAAAUUAAGACACUGUGUUGCAACCUCUGUGUAGAACUGCAUGCUGGGAUUGAACCAUGAUCAGGUAUGGAUCGGCUCCCAGGACUCAGCGAUCUACAUAAUUGACACCCACAGCAUGUCAUGCAACAAACAGCUGACUGAACACAGACAUGAAGUGACUGGACUCACAAUGGACAGCAGAGACCAACACAGCAGGUAGGGGGACGAUCCGGUUUGGAUGUCAGAUUUUACAGAUGAAAUGUUAGAUAACAGACACAUCAAUGAGGGUCUGAAUAUGUCUGGAAAAGUGUUUCAGCAUUGUAGAAGCAUGUGUGGGUUGUAGAUCUGGCUAAAAUUUUUAGUCGAACUGUGUUUCUAAGUCAGCAGACAUACUCCUGCAGCAGUGAAGGGACAAUUCUGCAGUGGGACUCAGCCAGUCUUAAAAUGACGAGAAACUUUCACCUCAGGUGUGACCGUCUCUCCUCCAUACAGAUCUAUGACGGCUCGCUGUGGUGCUGUGAGUGUUCAUAUUUAUUCCGACACUAUUUUUAGCAUUUAUGGCUCUGUAUGAAAGGUCUUUUUGCUAACUUCCUAAUUUACUCUCUCUGCAAUCUUCAACGCUUAGUUUAGACUUAAACGUCUCUGAAGUCAAAUACCAGAGUAUGAGCUUGUAUCUGGUCAUUUCAAGAAAAAGUGACAGUUAUUUUUUUAACUGAAGUGACAGUUAUUUUUUUAACUAAAGUGUCACUAUGUGUGUGUGUGUGUGCGUGCGUGCGUGCGUGCAGGUUGUGGUGACAGCAUUGUGGAACUGAAAAAGAGCGGGACGCUACAGAGAAGGCUGGAAAUCCCUGACGACCUACGGAGCAUGCCCAGUUGCUUCAGCUGCUUUGUUUACAUCCCUGAGGUGUGUUUGCAACUCUCAGCUGAUAUUUCUUUCAUUUAACAAAGUUAAUAGCCCUGUAGUAGUUUUACAAAUAAAGGGGUUUUUUUUUUGUUUGUGUGUGUUUCAGCGAGGUGAAUUGUGGACUGGCUGUGCAGAUUUAGGUGAGCUGUGUCUCUGGAAAACCAAGAACUGCAAACAUCCCUUUAAGAGGAUCUCCCUGUCAGGUUGUUCAGGAGUCACCUGUAUGAUUCCAGUCAAGAACCAGGUAAAAUACGAAGCACUAACACUGUAAACAAUGUGGCAGGUGUAACAUUAGUCAAACAUGCUGUUUUUGUGGGAUCAGGCAUCACCAAUUUAUCUUUUGUUGCAAACCAGUGGUGAAAUAAAAAAAUGCAUCAAGAAGAAAAUACAAGCAAAGAAGAUAUGUUUGUAUGACACACUCAAAUACUGUGCAUCAUUGCUGCACUUCUUUGCCUACUAUGUUUAAAGUGGUCACAAAUUUUGGGGGGGUUCAGUCACUCAAAGCAUGUUUUUUUCUCGUUUACAUCCGAGAUGCCUCCCUUUUUACUCUUUCACUUUCUUUUUACCCUGAACAAUCACACUUCUGCUCUUCCUCAAUGCUCCCUCUCCUCCCCUCAGAUCUGGGUGGGCUGUCGUGGCUGGAGCAGUGUCGGAGAUCAGAGUGACGGUCAGCUAAGAAGUCAGGUGCUGGUGAUGGACUCAGUGGGCCAAACUGUGACAAAGGAGCUGCAGGCUCAUUCAGACAGCAUCCAGACGCUCUGCUCAGCUGAGGAUCGAUAUGUCCUGAGCGGCUCGACACGUCAUGAUGGCAAAAUCGCCAUCUGGAAAGUUGAGUAGGGAACAGAGACAUACUAAGCAGAAGUGGUCCAAGAAAGGCGCUCAUGUGGACUUAAACUGGAAGUGUCAAAUGUUUACAUGACGUCAAGGUCAUCCUCAAGGAGGUGGCAGCCAUAUUUAUCAGGUAAAGAAGUAAACCCA